CCGCAAAGGCUCCCAUCUGCUCGGCAAUGGCAAGACGUAGAUAAAGUAGAGACCGUAUUUAAAUUGAAAGUGUCGCAGACUUUCAUGAUAGAAAAUUCCAUCAAUAUUAUUCACCCUACAUGCAACAUGGCGGAAGCAAAACCCCCAGGAUGGACCGAAAACAUUACAUCAAUGACCCCGGAAGCCGUCGAGCUAUUUCGAGUGUAUUCUAAAGUGCCCACUGAUAGGAUAAAGGAACACAUCAAGCAUAUUCACCCCUAUCCAUGUCUUGCAACAUUCACCUUCCUGGAUCUGUUGAUCACACAGUCUCAUCAAUAUGGUGAAGUACUCCAGCGCAUCAAGGACGGCGACAAGUUCCUCGAUUUGGGUUGCUGUGUGGGCCAGGAUAUCCGCAAACUCGUAUUCGAUGGAGCGCCUUCGGAGAACACGUAUGGGGCGGAUUUAGAACCCGAAUUCUUAGAAAUGGGGUACAAAUUAUUCCUUGACAAGUCCACUUUGAAGACGAGCUUUCUUACUGCGGACUUGUUUGACCCCAAGUCGAGUCUGAGGCAGCUAGAUGGCCAGAUAGACAUUGUCCACGCUUCAGCAUUCCUGCAUCUGUUUGAUUACGACAGCUGCGUCAAGGCUGUGCAUAGGAUCGUGUUGCUCUUCAAGAAAACCCCCAAUUGUCUUUUUAUUGGUGCACAGCUGGGUCGUUUGGAGGCCGGUUCAAUACCAGGAUCAAAAGGAACUGAGAAGUACAGACACAACGUCAACUCCUUUGCACAGAUGUGGGAUCAGGUAGGAGAAGAUACGGGAACCAAGUGGGAUGUUGAUGCUCGCCUCAACGAUGAAGAUCUAUACGCCCGGGCUGAAAAGAUGGGAAUAAAGGCUGGGUUUAUUCCACCCGGUUCUCGCUGGUUGCAGUUUAGUGUUCGACGUGUUGCCUGA
Messenger RNA from Periconia digitata, 930 nucleotides. The record is from the annotation of a GenBank genome assembly. NCBI's taxonomy places the organism in Eukaryota, Fungi, Ascomycota, Dothideomycetes, Pleosporales, Periconiaceae.